UGACGUCAUUGGAAUGCUGUUUGCUGGUCGCAUUCAUUGAAGGAACGACCGGUCAUGUGAUUUUGUAUUGAACUGCCAAUUGCUGGUUAUUCUCCAGCAACAUCACCAAGUUAAACUAAACUUUUAGAAAAUUUAAAUGGAAUUGGGUCUAGACUAAUUUCUAAUAAAGUAUUAAGAUUAAUUAAUAAAGAAUAAAUAAAAGAAAAACCUGACAAAUAUGACAAUUAAAAAAUUGUGUUUUUUGCUGAGCUGAGUUUUGAAGAAACAAAAAAGAAUGUAUCAAAGCCUUUUGGCUUACCUGAUUCUUGCAACACUAAGUUACCCAGGUGUGUUAUCAGAACAACAGUGUUACAUCAACAAAGACAGCUAUGAACCCAAUGCUCAGGUGCGAUUUGCUUUUAUGUCAUCCUUGCGCAAAAGUGAACCAAAUACAGCACAAAGUAGUCUAUGCACACUGAUUAGUAAAGAAAUGCUCCAGAACUACUUGGCCGCAGAAUGGGUCGUUGAAAAGUUAAAUCUGGCAAAUAAUGGAACAGGAUAUAUACGUGGAGUCAAAAUUGGUUUUGACAGCUUUGAUGACUGUAGGUCCCCAGUGUAUGCAUCAAGAAACGCCUUAUCUUUUGUGGAUGGGUGGGUACCCACCACUAUGAAAAGCUGCACUGGUCAGCCUACUGAUAGCCUGAAUAUAGGUAUAGUUGGCCCUUCACGGACAUCCACUGCUACAAGAGUGGCUUCCUUAAUGAGGGACAUGCAAGUCCCUAUCGUUAGUUUUGCUGCCACCAGAGCUGAGCUGAGCAACAUGACAGAAUACCCAACCUUUUUACGCACAGUCCCAUCAGAUGUACAUCAGAUGGCGCUUAUAGCUAGUAUUGCAAAGGAGUUCUAUUGGUCAUACCUUGCUAUCUACUAUGUAAACGACGAGUAUGGGACAUCAGCAUCCAACAUUCUGAUCAAAGAGGCGGAGAAGAGGGGGAUUUGUAUAGCCAAAAUUGUCCAGUUCAACAGUGGGAGCAGUCCUAGUGCUGACAUAGGACGGGACUUUAAUGAACUCAUUCAGAAAGCCAAAGAUGAAUCUUUAGGAUUAGUUUUUAUAGGUGGGAAAGACGACGCUGAGCAGUUCCUGUGGAACAUUGAUAAAAAAAUGGGCUCAUCCAAGUACGGAUUACACAUCAUUUUGUCAGACGCAUCAAACACUGACACAGAGAUUUACAAAAAUAAAGAAAUAGGGUUUGGGACUCUUGCAGUUGGCAUGUCAAAUCUUUUUAUGCAAGAUAUUUAUACGGAUAUAACAAACAAAAUCACGAGAGUGAAGAACAAGCAAGAGAAACACAAGCUGAUUGAGGAGUAUAUCCAACAGUACUCUUCUGCUGAUAUCUUUGAACCCAAUUCACACAGCACAUUCUUGCCUUCAACUGUCCAUGCUAUAUUUGCCAUGGUCGAGGCUUUCAGAAACAAGUUUGAUGAGCUGUGCUCUGUGGAGAAAACAGUUUGUGUCAAAUUGAAAUCUGCAGUUGAGCAAGGUUCAAUGGUGCAGAGCAUGUUCAAGGUCAAGGUUGAUUACAAACAGAUGGACCCCAGCAUUGUUCCCAAACUUUUCAGGGACAACAGCCUGACUGUCACUUUUGAUGAGAACGGGGACAUGGAGCAAACCAAUAGGGUUCCAUCUUACACCGUCCUUCAGUAUAAUGGGAGCCAGUACACCCAAGUAGGCGAAUACAUCAUGGACAACCUGUCCCUCAACACAGCAGACGUCAAAAUGUGGACCAAAGACAGGACUGUGUCUCGGACCAUCCCAUCUUCAGUGUGCAAAGGCCGCUGUGACACCUGUCUCAGUAGAAAUGUCAUCCCCAUUACUUACAUGGAGGGGGAUGCAUACAUACUUGGAGUUUUUUCCGCACACGAGUCUACAAUAGGUGACCCAUUCCAAUGUGGAGCUUUUAGAUCCCUUGCUAAUGAUGUUGUUGCUGCCGAAGGCUUCCUGUUUGCUAUUAAAGAGCUGCGUGAAAAAACGGGUAUAAAAUUUGGCGCCAUCGCUAUAGAUGAUUGCUACAGCCCACUGAGGAGCACUACAAUCCUGUCGGACUACUUUUCCGGGCUGUUGGAUGCCGAACAAAAUAUUUUCCCAUUUCGCAUUCCUCGUGACAAGCUUGUGGGUGUGGUGGCGUGUCGGUCCAGUGGCUGCACAAUACCCACAGCUUCCUUUUUCAUGCCUCUCAACAUCCCUGUCAUCUCGUACGCUGCCAGCUCACCAGACUUAGACGACAAAGUGCGGUUUCCUUAUUUUCUACGAACCGUCCCCAGUGAUAUCUUCCAGGCUCAGGUCAUGUUGAAUAUUGUUAAAACCAUGCAGUGGCAGUACGUCGGUCUGCUUUACGUGCAGAAUAACUACGGAGCCAAGGCUAUGAAAGCCUUCAAAGAAUUAGCCGCUAAAGAUGGUUCUGUGUGUGUCGCAGAAGAAAUCAGCAUCGGCGAAAAAGUUUCCGAAGAUGACGGGAAAAACUUCUUCAAAAUUUGGACCCACCUUACCACAAUGCAGGUUAAAGUUGUUGUAUUUUUUGGAAUUGACGUCAGGUACCGCACAUUUUUGAAAUACCUGGAAGACGAGGGCCGCAAUGGGAAAUUUAUAUUCAUCGGCAGUGAGGACUGGGGUAACAACAAAUACAUCCUGCAAGAAUCUCCAAAGUCAGCUCGCGGUUCCAUUACACUCAAAGUCGAGGAGAUCAAUCUAGAAUCUGAUUCCCGUUUUGGAACAUACCUGCAGUCUAAGUCCCCCUCCCUGAAUGAUACCAACAUCUGGUUCCCAGAGUUUUGGCAGAACAUCUUUAAAUGCAACUUUAAAGGGGGCUACAUCAACACCUUUUCCAGCGAGUGUGACCCAUCCUGGAAGUUGAGCCAGGAUGAGCUGACCAGCAGACUCAAUGAACAGAGGUUGAAGCAAGUCAUGAAUGCAGUCUACGCCUUGGGCUAUGGCCUCAGCAAGACAACUAAAGAUAUCUGCCUGGACUCAUUCCCCUGCAAGUAUCUGAAGCAGGACCAGUACAUGGACAAGGUCAUGACCUACAUCCAAGAACAGACCAGGGUUCAAGGUGCCCUCAACUACCCUGUCUUUGAUAAAUAUGGCAAUGGCGCCAUUGGUUUUGAUGUGUUCAGCAUUCAAAAAAGCACAGAUGAAGAUUAUAUUUAUGUUAAGGUCGGGACAUUCAAUUCCAAGACGACAACUUUUCAAAAACAAGAUCUCAAAUUUUACUCAGAAACUGGGAGCACAGUAACCACCAUUUCAGCUGCCUGUACACCGACCCUGUGUGCUCAAUGUACUAAAGCAAAGGAUGCAGUGGUUGAUGUGCCUGUUGCAAGUACAACAUCUAAUGAAUACAGGCAACCAGAUAUCCUGCUGAUCUCCCUUGUUGCUGUUCUAAUUUUAGCCCUGAUAGUGACAGUGCUGAUUGGUGUUCUGUGUUGUUCAAGAAAAUACAAAGUUCUAGAGAAAAAAUUGGAUGCUGAUCAACACUACGAUGAGCUCCACCACCCAGGUAACGCAGACGUCAGAAGGCCCCCGUACGACGUUGACCCGUACCACUUUGAGAACAGAGACCUAGAUCCCUACUACAUAAGCUCAGGGCAAAACUUCUCCAAGGGAUUACCCAACCCGACGUUUUUGAAUGACACGCCAGAGUUUGUCUCUAAUCUCUCUCGCAGCAACUCAGCUAGUCGCUCAAAAAGGUCCAUCGCCAAUUCUCAGUUUUCGAAUCGACCUCUGCCUGGUAGCCCCCCAGGGGAGAAGCAGACCAGCGAGGCCCACGAUAACAUGGGCUAUGUAGAGAGUGCAUCAGAAAGAGGCUGGCCGACAAGAUCAGACAACUCUCAAGCUUUUCAAAGCACCAGAGCUGAGUCUAUACCAACAAGAAUGAUGUCUUCUGGACAACCCGAGGUUCUCAUAUCCCCAAGCCUAGAUGGCGCUACUAACAAGGUGUAUUUCAACAAAAACCGCAACGAACGCCCAUCUGAUUUUGUCAGGACCCAGAGCUACUCCAACCGCUCAUCAGGACGUUCAACUCUUUCCUCUGCCCACCCUGAGUUUGGCCCGUACAGCGCCGCAGCCGCUCUUCAGCGCCGUAACGAAAGCAUGAGAUCAAACCAGCAGGCCCUUCCUUCUGUAACCGCAGACCAAUACAACGACAACACUGGACUGGCAGAGAUGAACAUGAAAGCUACGGCCAUCCCUCAAGAAAAUACUCCAUAUGGCUCCUUCCUUAAGCAGAACAGCACAAGACCAGAAUUUAAUGAGCAGGUUGACCACACACCCGUACACUACGCAGUUUCCCCGAAUCUAGCAUCCACACAGCAUGCAAGUAGACCACAGAACCCUGACCGGGAAAUAAGUUAUCACCAAGCGGACAUGCAACAUAAACCACAGCUUAAUGAGGAGAGUAAGUACUUCGACAAGUUUAACCUUUCAGUAGAGAUGGACGGGAACCGCUCAGAGAACUCUUUUGCUUCAAUACCGGAUGUCAUAGGUCAGACGACACCCAACCGUGACCUUGACAACCCGUUAAGUCUGGAAUCUGUUGACCUGACCUCCAGUAAAGAAUCUCUAACUGACCUAACGGAAACCAAGGGAAAGCACUUUGAAAAUUCGCAGCGCCCAAUGAGAUUAAAACAUCUGACUGCGCUGGCGUCAGAUGUGUAGGUUAGUAACUUGAAAAAGGCAACGUUGCUUAAUUCCUUAUACAUUGAAAGACUUUUUCACACGCUUAUUACUCAGAACAAAACUUAAACCUUAUCACAGAGUAAUUUGUUAUAAAAACAAAUUGUUGGCAGAUUUUCAUGUUUAUUUAAUACAUAAAAAUCAAUUUUAUAUUCAGAUUCCUCUUUUAGUAAGUACAUCUCAUUAUAAUACAUUUUUCUUUUUCUACAUAAUUACACCCUAUAAAUGUAACAACAAUAUCAUGUGUACAUAAAAUAGUUUGUAGUCACCAAUCCAACAUUCAUACUUAAGUUUAUGUAGAGCUCACAUAA
Molecule: messenger RNA, 5016 nt
Organism: Physella acuta
Lineage: Eukaryota; Metazoa; Mollusca; Gastropoda; Physidae
Biological process (GO): G protein-coupled receptor signaling pathway
Cellular component (GO): membrane
Molecular function (GO): G protein-coupled receptor activity
Source: RefSeq, a predicted model, not a curated record